AUGACUGAACGAGUCCAUAGAAAUCUUAAACCAAUGUUAGCACAAUAUGCUCAAGAAAAUCCACAAUCAUGGGAUCAACAUCUAUCGAAACUUGCUUUUUCUAUUCGAACUUCAGUAAAUGAAACAACAGGUGAUACACCAGCAUAUCUUAAUUUUGGACGUGAUCCUAAAUUACCUCCACACCUACUCCUAACCACACCGACUCAUGAUGUACCUCUACUUCCCACAUCUCUAUCCUCAGAAAUCGAAAAUUAUAAACAACAACUUCGUCAUCAAUUACUUACAUCUCAUCAAUUUGCCCAAGAACAUAGUGAAGUACGCAAACUUCAGCAGAAACAUCAGUAUGACAGUCAUAGUUCUAAAUGUUCUUUUAAAGAAGGACAACUUGUUUGGGUUAGCAUUCCUUCAGUAUUGAAACAUGGAAAACUUGAUCCUCAGUAUCAAGGUCCUUGUCGCAUCACUCAAGUUCUUACUCCCUCUUCUUUUAUUAUUCAGCGUCUCUCUGACGGAGUAAAUUUAGGAGUCACCAACAUUGAUCGACUUAAACCAUUUUAUGAACCGAAUGAUAUUCGUGUCAACAAUACACGAAAUACACCAGAUCAAACUUUAAAUACACACCCACAACCAUUGAUGAGUAUCGAUACAAGCAAUGCUACAAAUAUGAUUCCUUCUCGCCCGUCAAACAAUGAUGACCUCUCUCCGUCCACUAUUAUAUCAACGUCCGAUUCGAAUACAUAG
Messenger RNA from Rotaria sp. Silwood1, 738 nucleotides. Lineage: Eukaryota; Metazoa; Rotifera; Eurotatoria; Philodinida; Philodinidae. The record is from the annotation of a GenBank genome assembly.